AUGGCUAUGGCAAGUGAGGGGAUGCUUUUCAGGGGAAACGAGGCCUCCACCUUGAUUUUGACGUCCGGUGCCAGCGGCCGAAUCCGCGCCCUCUUUUCCCUCCGAGCCUUGCAAGCCCUGCUUGCCUUCUUCAACAAUCUCGUUUUCCUCCUACUCUUUCCUUUCCGCAAAGGGACCCUCCUCUCCUCCCGACUCGCCUGGAAGACCACCUCUCCCUCCCCCUCCAUGCCCCGGAGGGCCUUGGCCAUUCGUAGACUCCUCGAGGAUGCCGACGCUGACCCUCAUCCAAUCUCCUUGAGGGAGUACCGCCUCUUCCCUAACUCCCGGGGUGACACCAUUUUCACCCAGUCUUGGCUUCCCCUCUCUCCUCACACUCACAUCAGGGGAGUUGUUUUUCUUAUGCAUGGACUUAAUGAACACAGUGGCAGAUAUACUAACUUCGCGAAGCAGCUCAAUGCUAAUGGCUUCAAGGUUUACGCCAUGGAUUGGGUUGGCCACGGUGGAAGUGAUGGGUUACAUGGUUAUGUCCAUUCUCUUGAUGAUGCUGUUUCUGAUAUGAAAACAAUUUUGGAGAAGGUUAUAAAUGAAAAUCCUGGACUUCCAUGUUUCUGCUUUGGACACUCGACAGGAGCAGCCAUUACUCUUAAGGCUCUACUUGACCCGAAGUUUGAAAGUCGCAUAGCUGGUGCUGUAUUGACAUCCCCUGCAGUUGGUGUUGCCCCUUCUCAUCCAAUUUUGCUGGUACUUGCUCCUAUAGCUUCAUUUUUGCUGCCAACAUAUCAAUGCAGUUCUGCAUAUAAGAAGGGUUCGCGAGUAUCUAGAGACCCAGAGGCGCUAAUUGCUAAAUAUUCGGAUCCAUUAGUAUGUACUGGACCUCUUAGAGUACGAACUGGUUAUGAGAUUCUCAGAAUUACAAGCUACUUGCAGCAAAAUCUCAGAAAAUUAAGAGUUCCAUUUUUUGUUCUCCAUGGCACUGCUGACUCCGUAACUGAUCCCGUUGCUUCUCAAAAAUUAUAUGUAGAAGCCUCUUCAACUGACAAGAGUAUCAAACUAUACGAGGGGUUCUUACAUGAUCUGCUCUUUGAACCAGAACGAGAUGCUAUCACACAGGAUAUAAUUCAAUGGCUGAACGGUAGAGUGUAA
Molecule: messenger RNA, 1143 nt
Organism: Sphenostylis stenocarpa
Lineage: Eukaryota; Viridiplantae; Streptophyta; Magnoliopsida; Fabales; Fabaceae
Source: the annotation of a GenBank genome assembly